AUGGCUGGUGCUAUUUCAAAAUAUAAUACCAUUUUAAAAUAUAAUAGAAACUUUAUUCAACCUGUGUCAUACUUUAUUGAAAAUGGAUUUCAUAAAUACAGUACAGCCGAAACUAAAAAUCAAUAUGACAUAAUAAUAGCAGGAGGAGGAAUGGUUGGCACAGCAUUCCUUUUAGCACUGGCAAAUGAUGCAAGGCUUUCGAAUAAGCAAAUUUUACUGCUUGAAGGUGGUCCAAAAUAUGCUAAAAAGGAACUUUCUAACUACUCAAACAGAGUAUCGGCUAUUAACAAAGGAUCUUCUCAAUUGUUCAAAGAUAUCAAUGUGUGGGAUAAAAUUAGAAGAAAGAAAGCAGUAAAUGAUAUGCAGAAACUCCAAAAACCAACAUAACAAUUUUAAAUAAAGCAAAAGUAAAAAAUCUAAAAUUGGCAAAAGAGAAUACUAAAAAUGAAGUUGAAUUGGAAACUGGAGAGAAAUUCACUU
Molecule: messenger RNA, 480 nt
Organism: Ctenocephalides felis (cat flea)
Lineage: Eukaryota; Metazoa; Arthropoda; Insecta; Siphonaptera; Pulicidae
Product: ubiquinone biosynthesis monooxygenase COQ6, mitochondrial-like
Exons: 3
Coding region: 1-387 (128 amino acids)
Biological process (GO): ubiquinone biosynthetic process
Cellular component (GO): mitochondrion
Molecular function (GO): oxidoreductase activity
Source: RefSeq, a predicted model, not a curated record